UGUACCCGUUCAGCUGCUCUCCUACUUAGAAAUGGCUGAAGCUCCCCCACGGCCCUGCCGCUUCUUUUGUCACCGGUGUUCAGCAGAGAUUUGUCCGCGUUUACCGGACUACACUUGUCCACGCUGUGAUUCUGGUUUCAUUGAGGAACUUACUGAAGAAAGAAGUACGGAAAAUGGGUCCGCAUCCACAUCAUCUUCCAGUGAUCAGAACCGCCCAGCCUUUGAGAACAUUGAUCACCAGCACUUAUUUACAUUUCCCUCUGGGUAUGGUCCCUUCUCGUUUGGGAUUUUUGAUGAAAACUUCGACCUUCGAACACGGCUACCCACAGAGGACAACAGAGAGGCAGAAAACAGGAGAGAGAGGGAAAUGGCGUCACGGCAACGAUACAGUGCAAGGCAACCCCGGGGUCGGCACGUUCCUCGACGACAGGGUACGCGCCAUGAAGGAGUGCCCACAUUAGAGGGCAUUAUCCAGCAGCUAGUAAAUGGAAUUAUAGCACCUACAGCCAUGCCAAAUAUCGGAAUGGGCCCUUGGGGAAUGCUACAUUCCAAUCCAAUGGACUAUGCCUGGGGGGCCAAUGGUCUUGAUGCUAUCAUAACACAGUUAUUGAACCAAUUUGAAAACACGGGUCCUCCUCCUGCUGACAGGGAAAGGAUAAAGAGUUUACCAACCACCUCCAUUACAGAGGAACAUGUGGGUGCUGGUUUGGAGUGUCCGGUGUGCAAAGAAGACUACAGCGUUGAGGAGAGUGUUAGACAACUGCCAUGCAAUCAUUUAUUUCACAAUGACUGUAUAGUACCGUGGCUUGAACAGCAUGAUACGUGUCCUGUGUGCAGGAAGAGUCUUAGCGGACAGAACACGGCCACAGACCCGCCAGGGUUAUCAGGAAUGAACUUCUCCCCCUCCUCCUCAUCCUCUUCCUCCCCCAGCUCACCUAGCAAUGAGAACGCUGCCAGCAACUCGUAGAAUUUUACCUUCAAGGCCACCUCGCAUCUGAGAAAUCUCACAAAACAAGUGAAACAGGCCACAGCGACUCCUCUCUACAGCUGAGACCAGGACAGCUGUCUGUUUCAAUUCAAGAGGACAAUAUCGAGGUGAACUCUGAAUCUUUUGCUGAACUGAUGCUGGGCACAGCUCCUGCUGCUAUACUAGCGGCGUUCUCGGGGUGGGACAGGGCAGUGGUAAAGAAGGCUCCAGAGAGACUGUGAAUAGUGAUAAUAAAGGUAAGAUUGUACCAAGAACUGGAGUAGAAUUUGAGCUUGAGUGGACUUCUUCAUGAUGGAGAUGUUUAUUUGCCAAGAGGUGGAAAAAUAUUUAAUAGACAAGAGACGAAAAGCUCUUUUUUUAAUAAAAACAUUUCCUGUGGUGGCAGAGUACAUACUGUAGGUGUGUAGUUAGAGAAUUCAUCUUGAACUGUCAGCUGCUGUACGGCUAACGGAUCAACUCAAACCUUGCAGAAAGGGAACUAAGUGUAUGCAUCAGAUUUAAUUUAAAUUUAUUUGCAGCUUUAUUUUUUAUUUUGCACAAAAAUCCUGUCUGAUGUUGAGAAUGUGAAUUUUGGGAAACUACUGAACAAAAAAGGGAUAUUUCUUUUACUUUUUUUUGCAUUGAAUGACUUUUAAGACUUUUUUUUUUAUAAGAUUCUUUUUAUAUCACAGCUUGAUCCAGUGUAUUUGGUGUAUUUUGACAAGUAACGAUGCGCGUAGCUCAAAACCGACUCAUUAUUGAAUGCUUUCCUGAGAUUGAUCGAUGUAAAAGGAUAAUCAAGACAAAAAAGGCAUGGGAUUAUGUUACCUCUAUGGAACUGACCAAAUGUGUUUCACAAAACAAGUGUUUAUUAUUUUAUUUACUGAUUUUUCGUACAGUCACAAUAAAGUGCUAAAAAACUGUU
Messenger RNA from Labrus bergylta (ballan wrasse), 1892 nucleotides. RefSeq names its product E3 ubiquitin-protein ligase RNF126. Gene Ontology annotation, molecular function: ubiquitin protein ligase activity. Gene Ontology annotation, cellular component: cytoplasm. Gene Ontology annotation, biological process: protein ubiquitination. The record is from RefSeq and is a predicted model, not a curated record. Lineage: Eukaryota; Metazoa; Chordata; Actinopteri; Labriformes; Labridae.